This is a messenger RNA of Ilex paraguariensis (yerba mate), 318 nucleotides long. Lineage: Eukaryota; Viridiplantae; Streptophyta; Magnoliopsida; Aquifoliales; Aquifoliaceae. The record is from the annotation of a GenBank genome assembly.
AUGAAUGGCAGAUACAACCAGCUAAGUGAUGCUGAAUCCUCCCAUCACUUGCUGGGCAGCCCAAAUUCUUUUUAUAAGGAUGAAAGGGCACCUGGAAAGGAGUGGACAGUGGGUUAUGGUCCAAAGAAGAAUUGGAUCCACUACUCUGGACCAUUGCUUCCUCCUGGUGGAAACAUCGAUGAAAUGCUUAAAGAGCAUGAUAAACGAAUACAACAUGCUGUUCGCAAAACUCAUCUUGAUAAGACCAAUACCAAAAAGGCCUACGGUGACAAUGGACAAAGAGAAUCACUACUGUACUAUGGGGGAAAUGGCAAGUGA